AUGGGUUGUAAAAGAUGGCUCUGGCAUUUUGCAGAACAGCAGCAUCAGCAACAACAACAGCAACUGCAGCAACAGCAACAAGCAGCUCAAAGUGUCCAACAACAACAGCAGCAGCAACAACAACUAAAUGCUCUUGCAAAUGAUCAAGCAAAACUUUUGAUCUGGCAACAUUUAGUGCAGCAGUCAGCAGCAGCGGCAGGUAUCCGAGCGCAGCAGCAACAACAACAGCAGCAGCAGCAGCAAGCAAGCAACGUGCAGCAUGCUGCAGCUGCAAAUCCACUGCUAGCUGCAGCAGCAGUAGCAUCGGCUGUAAAUGUACGCCAAACUGCUCCACUUGAACAACAGAAACGGUCAAAGCAAGCCUUGGUCACAACAGCAACAGCAGCAUCAGCAACUAAUUUGCCCAGUAAAACGAUUGGUGAGCAGCAGCAGCAGCUGCGUCCAAUCACAACAGCAGUUAACCAAUUGUACAGUGAUUUUCGUAAUGCUGAACAAAUGCGUAAAGAUGAGAGUGCGCGACAGAUGGAUGCACAGCAGAAACGAUUGGAUGAGUUGCGAUUUCUGGAAGAAAGUCGGCGUCGUGUUAUUGAGGAACAAGCGAGUAUCAAUGAACAGCUGAGCCGACUGUCACAAAUUGAUUAUCCCCAUGCUGUGUUAUCGCAAGAUAGUGAAGCGGCCCGAGCACAUUUACAAACCAUGGAACGACUGAAUGAACGACGCAUGGCAGCUCAGCAUUAUUUGAGAGUUUAUGGGGAAGUACUAAAAACCUCAACUGGAAGAAAUGCUGGCAGUGCCACUGCUGCCGCUUCUGCUGCUCCAGCUCCAUCGUCUGGUGUGAUUGUACGAAGUGUGGUUGACGAACGCACCUCAUCCAGUGCCGGCCCGGUGAGCAAAGGAGCGAUGAAGGAAUUUCCACCGUCGGUUGCCAGGGCUGGACUAACUCCCUCUCCAGCAUCUUCUACGCUCGCGGGUCAGAGUCUGAUCGGUAUCAAGCGUACUCAGGCUGAUGCUGCACCUAGGACAACUGCUGCUGCUGCUACUGCUUCUGCUGCUGCAUCACGAGUGGCUGGACAGGUUGCGCAAACAGAAGCAGCAGUUGCGACAUCUUCUGAAACAGAUCUUGUAAGCCGAAUGACGCGACAACGUGCCGAACCUUCGGUGCAGCGUAAAGGUAACUCAUUUUUAUUUGCAUUAGUUGUAUCAUUAGUAAUAUCAUUUUUCAUUUCUUUCCUACUUCGGAGUUUUUAG
Molecule: messenger RNA, 1248 nt
Organism: Gongylonema pulchrum
Lineage: Eukaryota; Metazoa; Nematoda; Chromadorea; Rhabditida; Gongylonematidae
Source: the annotation of a GenBank genome assembly